AUGAGUAGCAGACUUCAAAACCCAUUUGUUGGGGCAGCUUUCCAAUCCUCCUUAAAGCCAAGAAACUUGAACAGUUUGGGUUAUCUUGGAAACAAAUUUCCCAGAAAAUCUCGGUAUGAUAUCAUUCCACGUGCCAAGAAAAACGACUGGAUAUCUCACGGGAUUAGGUUUUCACAAUCAUGCGGGGAAAAUGUUGAGAUUUUAUGGAAGAAUAUAGGAGUAAGAAGUGGGUUUGUGGUGAAGUCCGUGAAAGAGCCUUUCACUAGAAGCAAAGCUAUAGUUAGGUCAUUAUCCACAGUCUGGGAGGAAGGUUUGCUUCUAUUCCGGUGUUCUGUUUUCUGUGCUGUGAUAUCUGGGGUGUGCUUGUUGUUAUGGUACAGUCAACUUAAAGCCAAGACAUUAAUAGAAUCAAAGCUUUUGCCUUCAGUUUGCACAGCAUUAAGCGAUUAUAUCCAACGUGACCUUCAUUUCGGUAAAGUUCGAAGUGUUUCUCCUUUGAGCAUUACAUUGGAGUCAUGCUCGAUUGGGCCUCACAAGGAAGAGUUCUCUUGUGGUGAGGUCCCGACUCUAAAAUUACGUUUUCACCCCUUUUCAAGUUUGAGAACUGGAAAGAUUGUAAUUGAUGCAGUUGUGUCUAAUCCCACAUUGUUGGUUGCACAAAAGAGAAACUAUUCGUGGUUAGGGAUACCCUUUACAGAUGGCGUUCUUCAGAAGCAUUUGUCAACUGAAGAAGGUAUUGAUAAUCGUACAAAAAUCAGAAGAAUUGCUCGAGAGCAAACUGCAGCACGGAUGGAUGAAGAAAGAGAUGAUGCAGCUCGAGAGGCUGCUCAAAUGGGGUAUAUUGUUUCCAAUAGAGGAUCUAAUGUGUUAGAAGGUGUUGAUGUUUUGAAGAAGAAUACUGUAAAUUCAUUAGUUUUUUCUGUGGAUGAGAAACUUCGUUGGCAGGAUCAUCACUGCAUGGAUGCGGGUGUAGAGUAUGAUAUGAAACAUGCGGAUUUGGAAAAAUCUUUUGGUGUAAAUAUACCUAUUGCAGGGGUGAAAUUCUGGUCGCGGAUUAUACCUGGAUCUUUAAGGCGUAAGCUUAAGAGAAGGAAGGCUAAUGGGGGAGAUAUGCUUGUUGCUGGUAUAGCAGCCAAAAAAAGAAUUUUGGAGCACAGUGCAUCUGCAGCACAUGCAUACUUCCUGGAUCCUAUUCCUAGCCUAGUUCACAAAAAGGAUGAGAAUCCCAAUAUUAAACUAGAUGCUCUUGAUUCGUCUGACAAGCCUGCAGAACAUUUCGGGACCAAAUCUCUACUGAAAGAUGAAAAGAGGGGCAUGGGAGAUGUGUGGUCAAACUUGGUUGUUGGUUCCAUUGAAAAGAUUAAGUCAGAGGUUGUCCCAAAAGUUGAAGGUAUUGUUGUUGAACUUAUGGAAGGGGGGGCUAAUGGCGAAAAAGCAGCAGGAACUGAGAAGAUGCUUCCUGUUAUUCUGGAUUCUGUCCAUUUUAAAGGUGGAACAUUACUGUUGCUUGCAUAUGGUGACAAUGAGCCCAGAGAAAUGGAGAAUGCUUGUGGACAUGUGAAGUUCCAAAAUAAUUACAGUCGUAUCCAUGUGCAACUGAGUGGUAACUGUAAGAUGUGGCAAUCGGAGUCGGAUGUAACAUCAGAAGAUGGUGGCUGGCUGUCUACAGAUGUUUUUGUUGAUACAGUCGAGCAAAAAUGGCAUGCCAAUCUCAAAGUCGUCAGUCUUUUUGUUCCGCUAUUCGAAAGGAUUUUAGAAAUUCCUAUUGCAUGGUAUGAAGGAAGAGCUAGUGGUGAGGUUCACAUUUGCAUGUCACAAGGAGAAAGCUUCCCGAAUCUUCAUGGACAGCUUGAUGUGACAGGGUUGGCUUUUCAAAUAUCCGAUGCACCAUCUUCAUUUUCUGAUAUAUCUGCAAGCUUGUGUUUUCGGGCUCAACGAAUAUUCUUACACAAUGCGAGUGGUUGGUUUGGCAAGGUUCCUCUAGAAGCUUCUGGAGAUUUCGGAAUUGAACCAGAGGAAGGAGAAUUUCACCUUAUGUGUCAGGUUCCUUCUGUGGAAGUAAAUGCCCUGAUGAAAAGUUUUAAAAUGAAACCUCUAUUGUUUCCGUUGGCAGGAUCAGUGACAGCUGUUUUCAACUGUCAAGGCCCUUUGGAUGCUCCAGUAUUUGUGGGAAGUGGGCUGGUUUCAAGAAAGUUAUCUAGUUCGGUUGCUGAUGUUCCUACAUCACCUGCCUAUGAGGCAAUCAUGAAGAAUAAAGAGGCUGGUGCAGUGGCAGCAUUUGACAGGGUUCCAUUCUCUUAUGUAUCAGCCAAUUUUACUUUCAAUACUGAUAAUUGUGUUGCAGAUUUAUAUGGAAUUAGAGCAAAUCUUGUAGAUGGUGGCGAGAUUCGCGGGGCAGGAAAUGCGUGGAUUUGUCCAGAGGGCGAGGAAGAUGACACAGCAAUGGAUGUGAACUUUUCUGGGAAUCUAUGCUUUGAUAAAAUCAUGGAUCAGUAUGUUCCUGGUUAUAAUCAUCUUGUACCCUUCAAGUUAGGGGAUUUGAAUGGAGAAACAAAACUCUCUGGCUCAUUGCUCAAGCCGAGAUUCGAUAUUAAGUGGACUGCACCAAAAGCCGAAGGAUCAUUUGGAGAUGCUCGAGGAGACAUCAUUAUAUCGCAUGAAAGCAUCACCAUCAGUUCUUCAUCCAUUGCUUUUGAGUUGUUUACAAAAGUUCAAACAUCUUACCCUCACGAAAACUGGCAAAAUAUAAGAGAGUUUGAUGCCACGCCUGCUGUGAUUAUUGAAGGAGUGGAGUUGGAUUUACGUAUGAGGGGCUUUGAAUUUUUCAACUUGGUUUCCUCGUAUGCAUUUGAUUCUCUAAGGCCGAUUCAUCUAAAAGCAACCGGAAGAAUCAAGUUUCAAGGAAAAGUUGUUAAGCCUGUUAUUAGCAUUUCAGAUGAACAACAAACAAAUACAAAUGGUGAGAAGACCAAGGUGUCAAAGAUUCUUGCCGGUGAUGUUUCAAUCACGGGUCUUAAACUAAAUCAGUUGAUGCUAGCACCUCAGUUAGCUGGAGUGCUCAACAUCUCACGUGCGUGUAUUAAGUUGGAUGCAACUGGCAGGCCGGAUGAAAGUCUUGCAGUUGAAGUGAUUGGAUCCAUUGGUGAGGAGAAUGCAAUUGGGAACAUGUUGUCAUUUUCUCUUCAGAAGGGGCAGUUAAGGGCCAAUGUUUGCUAUCAGCCUUUUCACUCGGCCAGUCUAGAGGUUCGUCAUUUACCACUUGAUGAAUUGGAGCUGGCAUCACUUAGAGGAACAUUACAAAGGGCAGAAGUGCAACUUAAUUUCCAGAAAAGAAGGGGCCAUGGAAUCUUAUCUCUGUUACAUCCAAAGUUCAGCGGUGUGUUAGGCGAAGCUCUAGACUUGGCUGCUAGAUGGAGCGGGGAUGUUAUAACUGUUGAGAAGGCUGUUUUGGAACAAAGCAAUAGCCAGUAUGAACUUCAAGGGGAAUACGUGUUGCCCGGGUCACGAGCUGGAAAAGAAACAGGAAAAGGGAACUUACUUAGAAGAGCAAUGGCUGGCCAUUUAGGAAGUGUGAUAUCUUCUAUGGGUCGCUGGAGAAUGAGGCUUGAGGUUCCACGUGCUGAAAUUGCUGAGAUGCUUCCACUUGCUAGGCUUGUUUCCCGAAGUACUGAUCCAGCUCUUCAGUUUAGAUCAAAGGAUCUUUUUAUGCGAAGUAUACAGUCGGUGGGGGUUGAUGCUGAAAGUCUCCAGAAGCUUCUUGAGGAAAUUCGUGGGCACGCUACCCCAUCAGAUGAAGUUAUUCUGGAAGAACUAAACCUUCCAGGUCUGGCUGAGCUUAAAGGCCGUUGGCGUGGAUCUUUAGAUGCAAGUGGCGGAGGCAAUGGUGACACAAUGGCAGAUUUUGAUUUUCAAGGAGAGGAAUGGGAAUGGGGAAGUUACAAAACUCAGCGUGUCCAAGCAGCGGGGGCAUACAGCAACGAUGACGGUUUGCGGCUGGAGAAGAUGUUGAUUCAAAGAGACAAGGCCACAAUCCAUGCAGACGGAACUUUAUUGGGCCCAAAAACCAAUCUGCAUUUCGCCGUCCUAAAUUUCCCUGUUAGUCUUGUCCCCACACUCGUACAGGUUCUAGAAUCUUCCGCCAAUGAAGCUGUCCAUUCAUUGCGCCAACUUUUAGCACCCAUAAAAGGAAUCCUUCACAUGGAAGGUGAUCUAAGAGGAAGUCUUGCAAAACCCGAAUGCGAUGUACAAGUAAGACUCCUCGAUGGUGCCAUUGGUGGCAUUGAUCUUGGGAGGGCUGAAGUUGUCGCCUCUUUGACUUCAACUAGUCGCUUUUUGUUCAAUGUCAAGUUUGAACCCAUUAUACAAAAUGGUCAUGUGCAUAUUCAAGGAAGUGUCCCCGUCAGUUUCGUUCAAAAUGAUGAAGACACUCAUUCUCUUCUUGAAAAGGAUAAAAAUGAAGGGACCUGGUCUUCUUCUUCUUCUUCUUCUUCUGCUUCUGCUUGGGGCGCCAAAGGGAAAAAUGAUGAUAAGAAAGCAUCUUGGAAUGAAGAGGGUUGGGAUACCCAGUUGGCCGAGAGUCUUAAAGGUUUGAAUUGGAACGUGCUGGAUGCUGGUGAAGUUAGGGUUGAUGCUGAUGUCAAAGAUGGUGGCAUGAUGUUGCUAACUGCAUUGUCUCCUUAUGCUAAUUGGCUCAAUGGAAGUGCCGAAGUUAUGCUUCAGGUGAGAGGUACGGUUGAACAACCAAUGGUGGAUGGAUCAGCAUCCUUUCACAGGGCAACGAUAUCUUCACCCAUACUUCGGAAACCACUUACAAACUUUGGGGGCAUAAUUAUCAUGGAUUCUAAUAGGUUAUGCAUCAGAUCUUUGGAAAGUAGAGUAAGCAGAAAAGGGAAGCUCUCGGUGAAAGGUAACCUACCCCUCAGGACAACCGAAGCAUCACUUUCUGAUAAAAUCGACUUGAAAUGUGAAGUCUUAGAAGUACGAGCAAAGAAUAUCUUAAGUGGUCAGGUGGAUACUCAGCUACAGAUAAUGGGGUCUAUAUUGCAACCCAACAUUUCUGGGAACAUCAAAUUGAGCCAUGGAGAAGCUUAUCUACCUCAUGAAAAGGGUGGAGGAGCUGCUAAUGCUAUAAACCGAGAAGCAUCGGAGAAUUCAAGCAUGCCAAAUGGUGGAUACAAUCAAGUGGUUGCUUCAAAAUAUGUCUCACGUUUCUUAAAUUUGAAACCCGCAACUUCAGAUACCCCAUUUCAGUUUCACCAGCAACCUUCAGGUAAAGAGGGUGAAGCUGGAAAGGGAAUGGGGGCAAUUAAAUAA
Molecule: messenger RNA, 5313 nt
Organism: Lactuca virosa
Lineage: Eukaryota; Viridiplantae; Streptophyta; Magnoliopsida; Asterales; Asteraceae
Source: the annotation of a GenBank genome assembly